AUGACAUCAUCAACUACUUGGCUGAUCAGGAACACUUCGCGAAGAAUCAGCCUAGAGCUCGUAAAGCUGCUGGUUGCGUCUUCGGAUAACCUGAUCAUGGCGACCUGGCACAAUCCCGACUUAGGCAACAGCGCUGCAAUCCCUCCGGAAAAAUGCAAAGCGGGAUUCGCAAUCCAGUCAAAACUCCAGCAUGCAGGCAGCUUCAGCCGGUAUCUCAUCAGCAAGACGGCGUUGAAUACGCUGCGGCGAGCACCCGCUAAUGCGAGACGACAGAUGUACAAGCAGGCAGGGGCAUGGCCUUACAUUAUCACCAUUGCACUCGGCCCCUGA
Molecule: messenger RNA, 330 nt
Organism: Postia placenta MAD-698-R-SB12
Lineage: Eukaryota; Fungi; Basidiomycota; Agaricomycetes; Polyporales; Adustoporiaceae
Exons: 3
Coding region: 1-330 (109 amino acids)
Source: RefSeq, a predicted model, not a curated record